CGAUCGCGUAGAAGAUGGGCUUUAACGCUAUCCACCGUCGCCUCCGCUGCGGCCCUCAUACACUCAAUCUUAUCGGACAAAUACUACUCUGGGGCAAGGACAGCGAUUCCUACGAUAACAGUGCGAGCGAGGCUACCGCCAAGGAUAGAUAUAUGA
Messenger RNA from Bipolaris victoriae FI3, 156 nucleotides. RefSeq lists its product as hypothetical. The annotation marks the transcript as partial. Lineage: Eukaryota; Fungi; Ascomycota; Dothideomycetes; Pleosporales; Pleosporaceae. The record is from RefSeq and is a predicted model, not a curated record. The transcript has a single exon.